Messenger RNA from Parus major (Great Tit), 1770 nucleotides. It is a transcript of the gene STAMBP, whose product is annotated as STAM binding protein. Gene Ontology annotation, biological process: protein K63-linked deubiquitination. Lineage: Eukaryota; Metazoa; Chordata; Aves; Passeriformes; Paridae. Gene Ontology annotation, molecular function: K63-linked deubiquitinase activity; protein binding; metal-dependent deubiquitinase activity. The record is from RefSeq and is a predicted model, not a curated record. The coding region runs from base 145 to 1440 and encodes 431 amino acids. Gene Ontology annotation, cellular component: endosome; cleavage furrow. The transcript has 9 exons.
GUUUGGGUUGGGCCGGAGCGCGGCCUUUCCGCGGGUGCUGCCCCUUUAAGACGUGAGCUGUGACGUCAUGACGCACGGCGUACCGCGGGGGAAGAGGAAGCGGAAGCGGCAGGGCGGAAGUGGGUGUGGGUGCUACGUACCCGGAUGUUGAGGCGGUUUCUGAUUGGCUGCCGGAAGCGAGGCUGGGCGGUGCUUCGGUGUGUGGGGAAGAACCCGGAAGUGCUGAGGGCAACCGGCGGCGGCGGGCGCGCCAGAGCCCGUCCCAUGCGUGUGACCAUGCCGGGCCCCGGCGGCGCCGGGCUGGCCCCGGAGGAGCGCGUGCGGCGGCUGAUCCAGGCGGGGAGCAGCGUGGAGGUGAGCGAGGACAUCCCCCCGCGCCGCUACUUCCGCUCGGGCGUGGAGAUGCUGCGCAUGGCCACCGUCUACCGCGAGGAGGGCAACCUGGAGCACGCCUUCAUCCUCUACAACAAGUACAUCACGCUCUUCAUCGAGAAGCUGCCGCAGCACCGCGAUUACAAAAGCGCCGUCAUUCCUGAGAAAAGGGAGACGGUCAAAAAACUGAAGGAAGUAGCGUUUCCCCGAGCUGAAGAGCUCAAGGAGGAGCUGCUAAAGAGGUACGCCAAGGACUAUGCUAAGUACAAGGAGCAGGAGCAGCAGCUGGAGGAGGAGAAGACUCGGGUAGCCCUGAUGAAGCAGCAGCAGGCAGAGCAGGAGCAGUUCCACGCCUUCGAGGAGAUGAUCCGGCGGCAGGAGCUGGAGAAGGAACGCCUGAGGAUAGUGCAGGAAUUUGGGAAGCCAGAGCCAGAGUCUGUGGAUGGACCCCUCAUCCCUGGGGUGGAAAAGCCCCCAACAGAUUCAAUCCCAAAGGUUCCAGUCUCUCAAGUUCACCCAGCAAGUCCAUCAGCGGGAACUGCCCCACCCAAACCUCCCGUUGUGGACAGAUCUUUGAAGCCCAGUGCUCUGGGGAGCACGGAGAACAGUUCAGGCGUGGAUGUCCUUCGCCAGGUCAUUGUCCCCAGGGAGCUGUGCCACAAGUUCCUGCAGCUGGCCGAUGCCAACACGGUGCGGGGCGUGGAGACCUGCGGGAUCCUCUGCGGGAAGCUGGUACGGGAACACNNNNCCAUCACCCACGUCAUCGUCCCCAAGCAGCUGGGAGGCCCCGACUCCUGCACCACGGAGAACGAGGAGGAGCUCUUUGUCAUCCAGGACCAGCAUGGCCUCGUCACCCUGGGCUGGAUCCAUACCCACCCCACCCAGACAGCCUUCCUGUCCAGCGUGGACCUGCACACCCACUGCUCCUACCAGAUGAUGCUGCCGGAGUCCAUCGCCAUCGUGUGCUCUCCCAAAUACCAGGACCCUGUCCCUUCCUCUCCUCUCUUCCAGACCUGCAACCACGUGUCAAUAGUGGAGAGAGACGUGGUGAUGAUGGAUCUCCGAUAAACCUCUUGCCUUGUCCCCUUCACAGGAGCCACCCACCCUCCUUUAGGCCUAGGGAAUCGGUUUUCUUCUCCUGUAGCAGAUGAUUUCUACGGUGUAGUGAUCCCUCCCCUCCCUCCCCGUGGUGGAAUCAGAUCCCUGCCCUCAGGAACCUCAGUGCCUGCUGUGGGGCUGGCAGAGGGGGCUCCAGCUGUGGGGAGAAGCCAGCUGCCAGAGACAGAAACCAACACUAAAAGCAAUUGUUGAACUCUAAUCCACGCCCCAACAGCCUCCUGGGGAGCUUCCCCGUGACCCUGAGCUGUGGAAACCUCUUCAAGUGCUUUUGGGACUCAC